AUGCUUAAAAUUAAAUAUUCUUCUUAUUCUACUUUUGAAAAGCUUGAAAUUUUACAAUAUGCAAAAUUAUAUGGUUUAAGAACAGCUACUCGUCAUUUUACUAUUGAUCAUUCAAUGAUUUCUC
Funneliformis geosporum is the source of this 124-nucleotide messenger RNA. NCBI's taxonomy places the organism in Eukaryota, Fungi, Glomeromycota, Glomeromycetes, Glomerales, Glomeraceae. The record is from the annotation of a GenBank genome assembly.